AAUGACUUGUAUUUGUAUUUGACAGGUUUUGUUAUGUGGGCCGAUCGGUCCUAAACUUCACGAGAUGCUGGACGAGCAGAUAGUCGUUCCCCCGGGUUCCAUGCAGGAGACGGAUGAGUAUCACCUCAUCCUGGAGUAUAAAGCAGGUGAACAGUGGGGUUCGACGCAGGCACCUCAAGCCAACCGCUUCAUCUUCUCUCACGAUGUGUCCAACGGAGAGAUGAGCUCCCUGGAGACCUUCGUGGAGAGUCUGGAGGAGUUUGAUCCGGAGCUGGUGGUGCUGUCGGGGCUGCACAUGAUGGAGGGGCAGGGCCGGGAGCUGUGGGAGGAGAGACUCAAGGAGGUCAGUGGCCGAAAGCUGUCCUUAACUGUUAUCAAUCAACAGAGCUGUUUUUUUUUUGCAGGUUUCUACAAUUGUCCUGAUUCCUAUUUUCUAAAUUCAUGUUUUUUUUAUGCUUUCCAGUCACAAUGUACAAAGCUUACAUCCUUUGUCACAGUAAACAUUGUCUGCUUCUGUUGAUGUCUGGUUAUUACA
This is a messenger RNA of Notothenia coriiceps (black rockcod), 535 nucleotides long. Its product is annotated as ADP-dependent glucokinase-like. Gene Ontology annotation, cellular component: endoplasmic reticulum. Gene Ontology annotation, molecular function: ADP-specific glucokinase activity. The record is from RefSeq and is a predicted model, not a curated record. The transcript has 2 exons. Gene Ontology annotation, biological process: glucose metabolic process. NCBI's taxonomy places the organism in Eukaryota, Metazoa, Chordata, Actinopteri, Perciformes, Nototheniidae. The coding region runs from base 65 to 520 and encodes 151 amino acids.